Messenger RNA from Anarrhichthys ocellatus (wolf-eel), 9247 nucleotides. RefSeq names its product neuronal PAS domain protein 2 (gene npas2). Gene Ontology annotation, molecular function: protein dimerization activity; RNA polymerase II cis-regulatory region sequence-specific DNA binding; DNA-binding transcription factor activity, RNA polymerase II-specific. The record is from RefSeq and is a predicted model, not a curated record. Gene Ontology annotation, biological process: regulation of transcription by RNA polymerase II; circadian regulation of gene expression. NCBI's taxonomy places the organism in Eukaryota, Metazoa, Chordata, Actinopteri, Perciformes, Anarhichadidae. The coding region runs from base 552 to 3275 and encodes 907 amino acids. Gene Ontology annotation, cellular component: cytoplasm; CLOCK-BMAL transcription complex; nucleus. The transcript has 22 exons.
GCUUGUGGUGCACAGCAGACUGCUUAUGCCGCUGCCGUCGUUAGCCGAGUAUUGAGCUACCAGCUGACCUACUUUCUCUGCUCUCAGCCACUCGGUCCUGUUUACAAGUCGCUGCCAGCGGAGGAUGUGGAGUACAGUGCUUGGAAAAAUAGACUAGCAAACACCACGAAUGGGACUAUUUAUUGUUUGGUGUGUUGUUGAUGAAUGAGGAGCCGCAGACAUCUUAAUAACCUGCACGUUAUUAACUUAGGCGUUUGUUAUGCAAUUUAACGCUUUCGGUGCCCCAGUCAGCCAGACGCUGGUCACGUCAGUUGCGCUUCAGUUGCCAUGCUGUAGUUUCAAAUACGAUGACUCGACCGAUCAAAGUUAGGCGCGGAUCUUUAUUCCUGCAGGAGACCCCCUUUCAAGAAUUUGGCGUUUCUUCGGUGGACUCGAGGAGGCGGUGGGCAACCGGUCCGCGCUAGGUUUUUCCAAACGAGUGUUCAGACGAGGUCAGCGCAGAUGGGACUUCUAAGACUUCAGAAAGGGCCUGGUUGGGAAAAGGAGUGAGUAUGGACAACCUUUCUGACUUCGGGGGCCCCUGUCCAUCCAGCCACAGAGAAUGGGACACCAACAGCUGCGUGGACGAUUUAAUGGAUGAAGAUGAGAAAGACAGGGCGAAAAGGGCAUCUCGUAACAAAUCGGAAAAGAAGAGAAGAGACCAAUUCAAUGUGCUCAUCAAGGAGCUAUGCACCAUGCUGCAGGGUCAGGGACAUCCGCGCAAGAUGGACAAGUCCACCAUACUGCAGAGAACUAUUGACUUCCUGCAGAAACAGAAAGACAUCACUGCGCAGAACGAAACGUGUGAUGUGAGACAGGACUGGAAGCCUUCGUUCCUCAGUAAUGAGGAGUUCACUCAGCUAAUGCUGGAGGCCCUAGAUGGCUUCUUGGUCGCAUUAACUACAGAUGGCAACAUCAUAUAUGUAUCUGACAGUGUGUCUUCACUCAUUGGCCAUUUACCGUCAGAUAUGGUGGACCAAAAUAUCUUGAAUUUCCUCCCGGAGCGGGAACACGGGGAGGUGUAUAAGCUGCUAUCGUCCCACAUGCUGAUGACUGACCCCAUUGCUGCUGACUUCCUGGACAACGAGACACAUAUUGAAUUUUGCUGUCAUCUAGCCAGAGGUAACAUCGACCCAAAGGAACCGCCGGUGUACGAGUACGUCAAGUUUGUGGGAGAUUUCAAGUUUCAUAACAAGGUGCCUACAUCUUCUUGUAACGGUCUCGAUUUGACGUUGCCGAGAAGCCUUCAGUCUUCGCUGGAGGAGCAGGUCUGCCUCAUUGCUACUGUACGAUUAGUCACUCCACAGUUUCUAAAGGAUUUGUGUAAUGUGGAAGAUCCCUGUGAUGAAUUCACAUCCAGACACAGCCUUGAAUGGAAGUUCCUGUUUUUAGAUCACAGGGCUUCACCAAUCAUAGGAUAUUUACCCUUUGAGGUUCUUGGAACUUCCGGUUAUGAUUACUAUCACGUGGAUGACUUGGAGCUUAUAGCUCAGUGUCAUAAGCAGCUAAUGCAGUUUGGAAAGGGUAAAUCCUGCUACUAUCGCUUCCUGACCAAAGGUCAGCAGUGGAUUUGGUUGCAGACUCACUACUACAUCACUUACCACCAGUGGAACUCCAAACCUGAGUUCAUCGUCUGUACUCACACUGUUGUCAGUUAUGCUGAAGUGCGAGCUGAAAGGAGGAGAGCGUUUGGCUUUGAGGAGCUGUCUCCACCUGAGAUCGCUCCCUCUUCAGUGAAGGCUCAGGAGCUGUACUUGGACAUCUGCUCCACACUGGACGCUCCGCGGGACAGAAACAGCGGCGCACGUUCAGUUUCCUCCCACAGCUCCCGGAAGUCCUCCCACACGGCGAUGUCAGACUCCGCAUCAGCUAACUCCUACACAGAAGCCUGCACGCCGUCAUGGCAGUCUGCUUCCGUCGGGACCGAGAAGACGUCUGCCAGACACCAACCCAGUAGUUCAAAGAAUUUGGCACAAAGACAAAAUUCCUUUGACCUCGUUCCCCAACUGAGCCUCCCCCUUUCUCCUACCUGCAGCAAGCACUCUGCAAUGCAACAGCAACCACAGCAGCAGCAGCAGCAGUCGUCGUCGUCGCCCAUGUAUCCGCCGCAGCAGCCUCAGCUCUGUGUGAUGAACCAGCUGAAGGAGCAGCUGGAGGAGAGGACGCGCAUUCUGCAAGCUGACAUUCAGACGCAGCAGCAGGAGCUGCACGACAUUAAGGAGAAGCUUCACCUCGCUAAUCUCCAGAUGUUGUUACAGCAGCCUGUCCAAAAUGACUUUGGCCAGGCCCAGCAGCAGCAGCCCCAGCAGCAGCAGCCCCAGCAGCAGCAGCCCCAGCCCCAGCAGCAGCAGCCCCAGCCCCAGCAGCAGCAGCCCCAGCAGCAGGGAUCAGGCCGGGCGGCCCAGCAGAGCCAGUCAAGGUUGACCAGGCGGCACUCAAGCCACUCUAGAGCACCGUCCUGCGGGGCCCACAAUUCAUCCUCUCACUCACUGAACAGCUCACCCUCAACACAGCAGGUCCAGCAGAGGAUUGCACGGAGAGUGCAGGCCCAGUCGGUGAGCGUGCCCGUGCAGACGAACACAAGUGUGACGAUGCCCUUCUACAGCAACCCCAUGAUGUUCUCUCAGACCAACACGAGGUCUCUGCAGGACGCGAACCAAAGACACACAGACGGCGAGUUCAACCAAGACGGACAACUACGCAUGCUCCUCAACCAGCCAAUGCAGACGCUGGUUCCCACUGGCAGUGUCCCCUCGCAGCCUUCCCAGUGCAACAUGGGCAUCUCCCAAACCAUUUCGUCGUUGUGCCCUCCCAACAGAUACACCUUGGAGCAGCAGAUCAUCACCCCGUCGUUCUCCAUGCAGCAGGUCAACUGCAACGCCGUCCUCGUCCCCUCCCCGGUCUUCACAUCCCCCAUAAUGAUCCCGCACAACAGUUUCAUCGCGAACCAGUCCCAGUCAGCCUAUCAGACUCAGCCCCAGGCUCCUCAGCACUCCCUGCAGCUACAGCAGCCCCAGCAGUUCUUUCAGAUGGCUCAAGGACUUGUACACGGCGGAUCUACUCCAGCAUUCUUACACACCACUAACGUCCCACAGCAAAGCACUAUGGGAUACAUCCAGCAGCAGCAACUGCCGCAGGCACAACAGCAACAGGCGCAUCAGCAACAAAGGCAAUACCAACAUUCCCAAAACCAGACGGGCAGUGUUUCAGACUUCCGAAAUAUGCUGACUCGGUAGCGGCCGUGGACCGUGUUAGACCGGCCGAGAUAUCCCACUGUGCCGUCGCCGUGUGGGCGGCAGCACUUCGUGGCCAUUUGGAAGUGAAGAAUUGCUUCUCGUGACCUUACUGCUGAUGUCUGGCCGCCCACGUUCAGAAGAAGGCGGUUGAGCACGUCGCCGGAGUGAAACCCACGAGCAGAGGCUGCACUGACCCGGACGUCAUCUGCAGGAUCCACAGGAGAGUCUGAGGGGCUCGGCCCGCAUCGCACUCAGUCGCCAAUCGGUGAAACAGCUGGAACGAGUGGAUUAUCAAAGCUCUCAACAAGGCACCACUUUCACAUGUUUACAAGGGGACGUUUUUCAUCCAAGAGAGUUUCCUUCUAAGUGUGUGUGUGUUUGCACUUUGGUCCCGCCCCCUACCAAAAGGUAGAAUAUUUAUGUUUGCCCCCUGAAUUAAUAUUCUAUUUUCCUCACUGACGACAGCUCGACACCCCUCCUCCCCAGCGACAAUCAUCCCCUCUGGUCAGAUGUUUUUUUAGCUCCAGUAUAAAUGGCUCAUCUCAUAAAAGUGUGUACACGGGACCUCGACGUCAAUGUUUGUUUCAGUCGGCAGAUGACAAAAGUCCCCAAAGCGAUCAUUUGUGAAACACGCAGCCGUGAGAUGACUGUCGUAUCUGAAAUCAGGUCGGGUAAGAAUUUAAAUGUAACACGACGAUGCUACACAGGGAUGCUGAAGGGAGGGGGGGGAGGGAUGUUCUCCAAUUAUUAGAAAGGUCUAUCUAGAUUUUUAAAGCCUCAAUCUGGGCCUGCAGAAGGGACGCCACGACUGUUGCGCCACUUUUUUUUUACUGAGAGGACAACAAAGCUCUGAAGUCUUCUGAUGAGUCCUGAAACGAGCUACCGGAGGGGGAAUAAUUAGUGCCUUUCACCGUGGGGUCGUCCGCGGUGCGGUUUUGAUGGUUGUGUCUGAUUACGGCUUUAAAAAUCCAGCUCAGGUCCAUUUGGAAUACUAAAGUUAUAUUUUCAUAAGUCAUAAUUUAUUGUUUUUCCUGCAUCAAAUUGAAACAAAAUGACAUCCAGAUUUGUAAUGGGUGUAUUACAAAUAUGUAUUUGAUGCUUUUUCGCAACCUUUUCGUCAGUGAGUCCAAACUCUUUUUGAACACUUAAUGUAGUGAUGGUAGCUAAUAAGAUUAAUUUAACUAUAUACGGAAAUCCCCAAAUCCCUUCAUGUUUAUUUAUUACAUACAGUCUAUAUUUGAAACAAUAUAUUGGAUUGAGAAACUAGUUUUAUACUCGAAGGUUUUAAUUGAUUUUAUGUGUUCAUUGAGACAGCGAUACCCCUCCUGGGUUAAUGGUUUAAUAACACAGCAGUCCGCUGAUGUGUGUGUGGCUCUUAUACCCCCCAAAACAACAAAGGGCUGCAGAAGCGUAAGCUUGGAGAUUUAAAAAUGUUGGAGAAAUGAUUUGGGAGAUAUUCUGACUGCUAACAGUAUUACCCCGUUUAUUCUGGUCAUUCGUUUUUUUUUUUUGGUUUAUUCCACCAUCAGAGAAGUCACUAAAUUUACGCUCUAAUCGUGACCAAAUGAGCUCAUUUACAUAAAAAAAGCAAUACAUUGCUUCCUGCUAUGAAUGUGAUAUUGUCGUUAAAAACGGACACACCGCAAGAAUUUAUUUUAUUUUUCUCCAAUGUAUUAUUGUUCCGAAUAUCACAACAAAAACACUACGUUUUGACGUCGUCUGGAAGUUGCCCACGGCCGUUCUGUGAGUAUUUCAAGAUGUUACAAUCUGUUCAUGUGCUUUCUGAAUGUCAGUCCUCUGAGUUCAUCAGAUGAAGGAGAUCUUGUGCCACUACUCAUCAGCUCUUGUAGCUGCACUCCUGUCUCACACGCUUAUUUUGAGUAUAAAGUUAAGUCCCAUUGCAGCGCUGCAAUAAUGGUGAGAUGACCACAAAAAGACGGGUUUGAGUGUACCGGUGGAGCGACAGUCGAACUACUUCCAAGAAGAAAACGCAGCGAAGAACAUGCGAGAGUCUCUCUUACAAUCUGAUAACUUGUAUACAGUAUGAAAAAAACUGCCUGUCUCAUAGAGUCUGACUUCACCAUUUGAAUUUCAAAAUCUAUCUUUAAAUUUGUUCCUGGAUCACAUACUUGUUUCCAGCUCGGCAGGAGAGAAAACAAACCCAGUUUAUCGUGACUCAGCGUCUCCUGAAAGCCUCACUGCUCCACUUUAUGAGAAGCUGACGCUCAGCGUGACCGUUCGGUCUGAGCCGCACAACAUCACUCAAGACUGGUGCUGGUUCACAGUGGACCACAAGCACACUCUACAUGUACGAGCAGUGCUCGUUCACGCUUUCCCUAUGUGCAAUGUCCAUUUGAAAAAAAAAAAAAGAAGAAUGUUAAUUUAUACUGUUUUUAAAUGUUUCACGAGGUGUAUAAUAAGCCAUUGUACCAUGUAAAUUAUAUGGAAGUAUUUUUUUUUUUAAUGAAAAAUGUCCGAACAUUCCUCCAACCGUUUAUCGGCAGUAUCUUUUCUUUUUUUUUACGGUAUCACAUGGUGGUGCAGACAUAAUUAAACACAGACACUCUGGAGUAAAAGCUCAUAUACGUUCACCUUCAUCAUGAAAUGAAAUGUCCUCAUCAAGCAGAAGGUCUUUAAAGGGUCUUUUUCCCUUUUAUUUAAAUGGCUUUUAAGAAAAAGUGCAAUUGUUCAUCAUCGACAUCUGUUUUUAGGAGGUUGAGGGAUGUCUGAGUCUCUCUGUGUGUAUUUCUAUACGUCCACAUUUGGUAUAGCAACAGUUCAGCUCAGCCAGCAACUCAGAGGUGCCAUAAAUGACUAUUUUUUACUUUAAUUUUAAUCACUGAAAGAAAUCUAAAGAUAUGUUCAACCUUUCAGUGAAUCGCAGUAAAAUUUCCCCUUGAGGUUGUUUCCCAUUUGAACGCCAGAGAAGAUUUUCAAGUGUGUAUUGCUUCACACGCGUUAUUGUAAAUAACCCAUCAACACGGUUUGUCUUGUAGUUCCCAACAGCAUUUGCAGCACCUUAUUUUAUUUAUUUUUUUAAACCAACUUUCAGAGUGCUUUCCUUCUUCAUGGUUUUUUUUUUUCCAUUGCGUGUCAUUGUUUUUGAAGACAUGUGAUUCACGUGUAACUUGUGCUUUUUUCUGUUUUUUUGUAAAACAGUGACUGACGUUAAAUGUAAGUGUGGAGAGUCCGAUCGAUGCUCUGUGUGACACGAACAAAACGAACCUGGUGCACAGCCACCUCUGCAGCUUCAGUGCAGAAACAAACAUUGAAUAUAUUGUAUAAUAGAAUGUAAAAAAAAGAAGUUUAAACUAUAUAUAGUUUAUUAUUAUUUUAUAUGUCAUAGAUUAUAUAUGUAUGUUAAAUUACUUUAAAAUUAAAGUAAUUUUGUAACAGAUAAUGAAGUGUCUUAUUAGAGGAGGAGAGGCUUUGUUUUGGUGUUGCACAGUCGCCUGUAUGGCUCGUUUUCUUUCCGUAUUCACCAUCAACAUAAGCUUUAAAAAUAUCGUUAAUGUUUUUAAAAUAAAUUAACAAAUUAAGUUUACAUUCUAAAAUAUCUUGAUAUUAACUAUGGUAUAUAUAUAUAGAUAUAGAUACAGAAUUAUUUAUAAAUCAACCUGGAUAUUGUGAAAUAUUUGAAAAUAAAUAUUUUUAAACAUAUGUAUUGUUAUUCCGAGCAAACUUUAUGUAGAAAAUGAUUUAUGUACUGGAUUGUUUCUCAACUGUGUGUCCUUAUUGCAAAAAGCCUUUUUAUCUUUAUAGUGUUAAUCUAUGAAAAGGGUUUGGCAGCGGUACUUCUAUACAGUAUUGUGCAACGAGGUUUCAACACUUCUCUCACACAGCAGAGGGCCGCCCAUAUGAUCACAUCACACCUGCCUGUGAUUUCACUUUCACACUGAUUCAUUUGAUGUCAGCCAUCCAAAAAAAUAAAUGAAUCCAUUGGCUUCUCAAAACAAGUCGAUUUGCUGCUUCGAGGAGUUCAAACUUGCAGCGUGUCGGAAGCUGACACCUACUCUGUCAGUCGGAGUAAAAACACAGAAUUCUGUCAUAAAAUGUGCAGUUUCAUGUACUUCAGCAUUUGAAUUGAUUGCAUUGACAUCUUCCUUUUCCUCAAAAGCAUCAUUUAUUGAAUGAUGUGACAUUUGCUGUACAUGUGUAAACAGGUAAUCGAAGACAUUUCAAUGACAUGAUUAAUGUGUGCUGCUGAUCUUAAUUGAGAGAAACCUCUGUCACUCUGUACACCUUGUCGACCAGGACUUCCACCUCGUCUCCACCCAGACUGCAAAGGUCCAGGACGCACACCACGUGCGUGUCCUCCAGCUCGACGGCAGUCGCCAAGACCUCCUCUGCAAGACAAACAUCUGGGCCGUCAUGUUGAUUUCUGAAAAUGCGCUGCUGUGUAUUAGUGAUGAAAAAAAGAUCUUCAGGUCAAGGCUGAACCGAACGAGGUUUCGGUCCUCUCCCUCUUCCACCGGUGUGCGUUUUCUACCUGGCUCGGGAAGCGCUGAUUCGCUGUUGCUGUCGGCGUCGCCGAGCGGACAGAGGAAGCCCGACGACAGGCAGGACAGCAUGGUGUUGCCGUGGGGAUCCUGAGGAAGACCAACAGCCCGGGGCUCGUCUGAGCUCACAACCGGCAAAUAUGCAGCAUCCACGGCUAUCUGCUUGUUUAUGCCUGUCAGGGAAGUUCAAACAAAAAGCAGAUUGGCAAACUGAUUUCGAUGUUUAAAACAGCAAAGAUUAGAUCAGAGUAUCUCUUAGGAUAAAACAUUACCUAAUAUUGUUACUUGGUAGUACCCCGGACACACCACAGGAGCAAUGACGUCUGCGUUCUGCUCCGCCGUCCACCGCGUCGGUUGAAGGUUACUUUGCCGCAGGAGGACGUUCUUUUCGUCGAACGUGAACCUCCGAGACACGCUGUCCCGGUACAGACCGCCUCGGACCAGAUGUUCGGACACUUCUUGUCGUUGCUUCGGCCAACUGCUGCUCUCCCAAGAUAGUACAUCGGCGUCUGAUGGACACAAAAGGUGUUAACGCGGUAUCAGUUACAUGUUAGGUACACCGCGGUGGAGCUCUGGCUCCUGUAACACACCUGGAUUUAGAUUUUGCAGCUGUUGGCGGCAUUCCACAUCCUGAGCCUCCUCAGAUCCAGAGUCACUCUCUUCUUCUUCUUCUUCAGUGUCUUUAUGUCUCCUGUAGGAGCAGAAACAGAUGAGCUCAGAACCCUUAAACUGGAAUACCGAUGAACACUACCAGCUGGAUCUUCGGUACCUUUUCGCCAACGCGCUGACACAAUUCAAAGAGGACUGCGUGGCUUUUCUAGCGGGGAAAAAAGAUAAAAAGUUGAUAUUUUACAUCUAAUUUAUGGUUUAGAAACUCUCCUUGAUGAGUUUGCUCCUUUCUAGCCACAAAAAGUACAAUUAUUGAUUCACGAAUCUGUUGGUCAGGAGUCAAAUCGUACCUCGUUUGAAUUCUUCUUUUCCUUGCUGGGAUUUUCUCAGGAGAGGCAGAUGUUGAACUGGCCGCCAAAGUCUGCUCAGCUGUUGAGGGAUGGUUGUGAGCAUCUGUAGAAACAUCUCGCACCUGCAUGAAAUCAGUCGAGUUAUUUUUCAGUUUUAAAGGUCAUCACUACUCUCGGAAACAAUGCUUUGAAAUGACGUCCGUUACCUCUUUCUCUUGUGUUCCCCGAGACUCUGUGGUCUUUGGGUUUUUCAUGUACCGCACUGCCGUGAUCUGUCCUUGAAGUGCAACUUUUUUAUGUUCCCUAUAUUGCAGAGUCUCCAACUCCUUCUUCAAGUCAGCCGCAGCAACCAGAGGAGCUUGAGCUGCAGACGGAGCAGAGAGCUUUCAAAACAACAAACAGGUGGUACACUAGACUCCACCUUACAGGACAAACCGAUGUCUAUAAGUAAGUAGUCUAUUAAUAAAUUAAUAGUCGUCUUAUGGGCAGCUUGAGAGAACAGCUUUUACAACUU